AUGGUGGAAAGAGGUCCCGACCAAUGGCUGGAGAAGAUUAAGAAAUGCCAGUCUCUGAGCGAGAACGAGAUGAAGCAGUUGUGUGAAAUGGUGAAGGAACUUCUGAUGGAGGAGUCAAACAUUCAGCCCGUGCAGACGCCUGUUACGGUAUGUGGCGAUAUCCACGGUCAGUUUCACGAUCUGCUCGAGCUUUUUCGGACCGCGGGCGGAUUUCCAGAUCAGGUGAAUUACAUCUUUCUUGGAGACUACGUGGAUCGUGGCUACUACAGCUUGGAGACGUUCACACUCCUGAUGUGCUUAAAAGUUAGGUAUCCCUCGCGGUUGACGCUGGUGCGGGGCAAUCACGAGUCGCGCCAAAUCACACAGGUAUAUGGUUUCUACGAGGAGUGCCUGAACAAGUACGGCUCUACCACAGUGUGGAAGUAUUGCUGCCAAGUUUUCGACUUUUUGACUCUUGCUGCGAUCAUCGACGGCAAAAUCCUCUGCGUGCAUGGUGGUCUUUCGCCUGAAAUCCGCAUGCUAGAUCAGAUCCGUGUGCUCUCGCGUGCACAGGAAGUACCACACGAAGGUGGGUUCUCUGACCUGCUGUGGAGUGACCCCGAUAACGUUGACGCGUGGCAGGUGUCGCCCAGAGGCGCCGGUUGGCUGUUCGGAAGCAAGGUGGCACGCGAGUUCAACCACGUUAAUGGACUGAACUUAAUCGCACGCGCCCACCAGCUGGUCAUGGAGGGGUUUAAAUACCACUUUCCGGAGAAAGAUGUAGUAACCGUGUGGUCUGCGCCGAACUACUGCUACCGAUGCGGCAAUGUUGCUAGUGUCAUGAAGGUUGACGAGGAUCUUGAACCCACUUUCAAGAUCUUCUCUGCGGUUCCCGAUGACUACAUUCAAGAAACAAACCACAACAAUCAACGAGGCGGGUACUUUUUAUAG
Molecule: messenger RNA, 930 nt
Organism: Lachancea thermotolerans CBS 6340
Lineage: Eukaryota; Fungi; Ascomycota; Saccharomycetes; Saccharomycetales; Saccharomycetaceae
Gene: SIT4
Product: type 2A-related serine/threonine-protein phosphatase SIT4
Exons: 1
Coding region: 1-930 (309 amino acids)
Biological process (GO): peptidyl-serine dephosphorylation; G1/S transition of mitotic cell cycle
Cellular component (GO): cytoplasm
Molecular function (GO): protein serine/threonine phosphatase activity
Source: RefSeq, a predicted model, not a curated record